AUGCUGGUGUCUCGGAAGGUCGAGUGUUCAGAUGACAAGUUCAACAAGUGGAUCGAGCUGGGCGGCUGGGAGUUCUUCUCCGUGCUAACGAGCGGAGCGGCGCUCCUAUUGGACGCGGAGUGGAUGGUUCAGCAGGCAGAGUCUGGCGGGAUUCUGAAGCCGCGCCAGGCCUUGCCACCGGCCGCCUUCAAGUCGGAGUCUGGGGUCGUGGCUGGCACGCCUACCUGCUAUAUGCCCGAUCCCAAACUGCACGUAGUCUGUAUUUCACACUGCUGGCUGCAGGCGGACCAUCCGGACCCACGCGGGCACAACCUGCGCAUCUUGGCCAGGGCCUUGCGGCUGUUGGACGCAAACAUGUGGGGGCCUGGGCCCCGGCGCAUGGGCCCUUGGGCGGUGUUCAUGGACUUAUGCUGCAUACAUCAGAACUGCCGGGAUCGCAAGGGCGUUCCUCAGCAGCGCACGUAUCAGCGGCUGGAGGGAUCCGACAAAUUCGCGGACGGCGCGAUCGGCCGCUUCGACUCCGAGAAUGUCCUCUUUAAGGAGGCGUUGGGGAGCCUUGGGAGCUUCUACUCGCACCCCUGCACAUAUGUCUUCAUGCUGACCAAGUUCCCGGAAGACUAUCAGACUGCAGCCUACACCCACUCUGCGGAUACAGAGCAGUAUUUCAAUCGGGGAUGGUGUUACUGCGAGUCUUCAUGGGCAGUGUUGACAAAGCCUUCGGACCUGACCCUCAAUCUCGGACUGUCGACGGGGGACGAGAUUUCCUACAGGAAGUUGGUGGAGGUUUGCUCGGCGGAGCGGAAGCCACCCGUCUUCCCGGACGCAUUUGAAGUUGAGCUUCAGAGGAAAGCCUUUACGAACGGCAAGGACGAUCGCCCAAGGGUCGCUGAGCUCUACCGCGAUGCCUUCGCAAAGCGGCUCCAGUACUCACAGCGUCUCCUUUUCCGCAAUCUGCAAUGGGACGACGAGCAUAUGAAGCAGUUGGUCACCGCCCUCGCCGCCUCGGGUGCCGGGCCGAACCUGCAGCUGCUCGACCUCCGCGGCAACCGCGCGGGGGACGAGGGCGCGGCGCGCCUGGCCGAGGCGUUCCGGGCGCCCGGCGCCUUCCCGAAGCUCCGCGAGCUGAACCUCAGCGAGAACCAGCUCGGAGCCGCGGGCGCGGCGCACCUGGCAGAGGCGUUCCAGGCGUCGGGCACGCUGCCCGAGCUGGAGAGUCUGCACCUCGACGGGAAUCGGAUCGGGAAGGAGGGCGCGUGGCACCUGCAGAAGGCGCUGCGUGCGCCAGGGGCCGUGCCGAGGCUGAAGAGGCUGACGCUGAAGGACAACAGCAUCGGAAAACGCACGAAGAUCGAGCUGAAAGCCGUCCUGCGUCGACCAGGAAUGUGGGAAUUCAGUUGCCAAUUGGACGACUAG
Prorocentrum cordatum is the source of this 1413-nucleotide messenger RNA. Lineage: Eukaryota; Dinophyceae; Prorocentrales; Prorocentraceae. The record is from the annotation of a GenBank genome assembly.